Messenger RNA from Oppia nitens, 697 nucleotides. RefSeq names its product protein D3-like. NCBI's taxonomy places the organism in Eukaryota, Metazoa, Arthropoda, Arachnida, Sarcoptiformes, Oppiidae. The coding region runs from base 53 to 598 and encodes 181 amino acids. The record is from RefSeq and is a predicted model, not a curated record. The transcript has 2 exons.
AUUUAAUUACAAAUACUUUUUACUAUUGUUUCAAAAAACAAUUGUUUAAAAAAUGUUUAUCCCAUUUUUAAAUGGAUUGGUAUGCCUAUUAGUCUAUCAGCAAAAAAGUGGUAUUAUACCUGAUAUUAUUGACAACUGUCCUGUUAAUACUGUUCAGAUUACUUACAACAAUAGUAAAUCAGUUGAGUUUGGCAAUGAGCUCACACCUACUCAAGUUUCAGAUGAACCAGUUGUGCACUGGCCGGCCAAACGCAACGCAUUGUAUACAUUGGUUAUGGUAGAUCCCGAUGCACCGAGUAGACAGUCACCAGAGUUACGUAGUUUUAAGCACUGGGAAAUCAUAAAUAUACCAGGUGAUAAUGUGAGGUCUGGCCAAACAGUUGCCGAGUACUGGGGUUCGGCUCCACCAAAGGACACCGGUAAACAUCGGUACGUGUUUUUGGUGUACGAACAACACUGUCGUAUAAAUGGCGUAAAACGCGACGACAGUGAGGAAAGUCGCGGUCAUUUCAAUGUCCGACAAUUGGCCGCUAACUAUACGUUGGGCGCACCCGUUGCCGGCAAUUAUUUUUUGGCACAGUUUGACGGCUCGUAUUAAUAGAAUUGUAUUGAGAAUAAUAAAAAUCUUAUUUAAAAAUCAAUUAAAGUUAACUUUUAUAAAGAUUUUCAAAAUUAAAUGCAAUUUAAUUUAUACAAA